GGCUCGCGUCGCUGCCGCUCCAUUUCAGCCUUGUGGCGCCAGGCGGGGCGGCUACGGGCGGCAGCGGCAGCGGCAGCGGCGGAAGUGACCGGCGAGUCCGGUCCCCGCCGGCAUCAUGCUUCCCUUGUCGCUGCUGAAGACAGCUCAGAAUCAUCCCAUGUUGGUGGAGCUCAAAAAUGGGGAGACAUAUAACGGGCACCUGGUAAGCUGUGACAAUUGGAUGAACAUCAACCUGCGAGAGGUGAUCUGCACAUCCAGGGAUGGGGACAAGUUCUGGCGGAUGCCCGAGUGCUACAUCCGUGGCAGUACCAUCAAGUACCUGCGCAUUCCUGAUGAGAUCAUCGACAUGGUGAAGGAGGAGGUGGUGGCCAAGGGCCGUGGCCGAGGUGGCCUGCAGCAGCAGAAACAGCAGAAGGGCCGAGGCAUGGGAGGUACCGGUCGAGGUGUGUUCGGCGGCCGGGGCCGAGGCGGGAUCACAGGCACAGGCAGAGGUCAGCCAGAAAAGAAGCCGGGCAGACAGACGGGCAAACAGUGAGCUGCCCUGCAUCCUGCAGAGACUGAGCGCUGGCUCAGCUCCCACCUGAGGCUGUGUUUCUACUGUCCGGUUCAGAAGGAACAGAGACAUGCUGGGGAAGCCCCUGGCCUGGUCUGUGGUCUCCUCUUUACGUAAAGUCCUUGUUUUUUGCCAGCACUUCUACAGUUGGAAAUGCUGUCCAUUGUUUUUGGUUUUGUGAAGUUGCAGCUGACUUGACUCCUAGAAGAUUCUGUGUGUUUCCUUAGCACCUUUUAAAAGUCCCCAUUCUUGUUUUGAGGGCAGGCUUCUUCCAAGCAGGUUUGUUUUGCAUUUGAGUUAGAUCCCCUUGUGGCAAACAGAUGGGAUUUAUUUGAUUGACAGCCUUGAGUUUCCUGAAACACAGACCCCAGAAUUGCCUUUUCAGAAUAAAUAUGGAGAAACACGUGUCCCAGAAGCUGUACCAGGAAUGCUGUUGGCCCCUGCCCUUUGGCCUUCUGUCUCCUUUGUGUUAUUAAAAUAAAAUCAAAUGCAAACUGUAAACUGCAAUUCCACAAUUCCUUUUGAAACACCAGGCAUGUGG
Talpa occidentalis (Iberian mole) is the source of this 1094-nucleotide messenger RNA. RefSeq names its product LSM4 homolog, U6 small nuclear RNA and mRNA degradation associated (gene LSM4). Bases 116 to 535 code for a protein of 139 amino acids. The transcript has 5 exons. NCBI's taxonomy places the organism in Eukaryota, Metazoa, Chordata, Mammalia, Eulipotyphla, Talpidae. The record is from RefSeq and is a predicted model, not a curated record. Gene Ontology annotation, biological process: spliceosomal snRNP assembly; nuclear-transcribed mRNA catabolic process; P-body assembly. Gene Ontology annotation, molecular function: U6 snRNA binding. Gene Ontology annotation, cellular component: spliceosomal tri-snRNP complex; U6 snRNP; P-body.